UAUGGCAAAUUAAGCAACAGCAGUAGCAUACGCAGCUCUUUUAUUGGCUGGAUCCAAAACUCCAUUAACAGUUGAAAAUGUUGAAAAACUUACAAAGAAAGUAUUCAUAAAUUGAAAUAUUUUUACAGGCUGGUGUAAAUGUUCCAUCAUAAUUGGCAACCUAAUUCGUCAGAGCCUUUGAAGGAAAAGACAUUAUAAGUCUUCUUUCAGUCGGAGGAGGUUCAGGCUCAGCACCAGCUGCUUAACCAACUUAAGCUGCUGCCAAACCAGCUGAAGCACCAAAAGUAGCUGAAAAACCAAAGGACCCAGAACCUGAAGAAGAUGUUGAUAUGGGAGGUUUGUUUGAUUGAGUU
Messenger RNA from Paramecium pentaurelia, 353 nucleotides. NCBI's taxonomy places the organism in Eukaryota, Ciliophora, Oligohymenophorea, Peniculida, Parameciidae. The record is from the annotation of a GenBank genome assembly.